UUCGCUCUCUCUCUCUCACACACACACACAGAUGGGCAAUGCAGCUUCUUGUGCUCCUUCAAUAAUCUCAAAUGGAGCGACAAAAGUCUUGUCCCAAGAUGGAGCAAUGGAGGUCUACACAAGGCCAGUGAAAGCAGCAGAGCUAAUGCUCGAAAACCCCGGGAAGUUCGUCUGCGAUUCGAGCAGCCUCGUGGUCGGUCACCGGAUUCAAGGCCUUUCGGCCGAUGGCGAGCUAGAGAAGCGCCAAUUGUACCUACUUCUUCCAAUGGAGCUUCUCUACUCUGUUCUAACACAUGAAGAAAUGAGCUCUUUCACUACUUUUGGGGGUACAAAUUCAAAGCCCCCAAAUAGUAACAACAAGAACAAUGGCGGUAGUUUGGCCAAUUUUGGCAAGAUUUUUCCUUCUCUUGGUGAGUUUUGUACGUUCCUUCCUAAUUCAGAAUCCAAGACUUUGGGAAGUCCUGUUAAUUAUCAUUCUGAUCCUGUUGAUCAGAGGUUAUACUCCAAGCAAAGGUCUUGGAGACCUGCUUUAGAGACCAUUUUUGAAACUCCACAGCGCUUUGGUGCUGACUUUGGGCGUCGCGGUGCUGGACUGGACAGAAAGCAGAGCGUUGCGGUGCUGAGUUUGGGCGCCGCGGCGCUGAGUUUAGGCGCCGCGGCGCUGAGUUUGGGCACUGCGGCGCUCGGGCUUGCGUGGACAGUUUCUGGUUUUCCAGAAACUGGCGCUGCAGCACCCGAAACUGGCACAUCGUCGUAA
Messenger RNA from Morus notabilis, 757 nucleotides. RefSeq lists its product as uncharacterized. The coding region runs from base 32 to 757 and encodes 241 amino acids. The record is from RefSeq and is a predicted model, not a curated record. NCBI's taxonomy places the organism in Eukaryota, Viridiplantae, Streptophyta, Magnoliopsida, Rosales, Moraceae. The transcript has 2 exons.